Pleurotus ostreatus (oyster mushroom) is the source of this 1452-nucleotide messenger RNA. RefSeq lists its product as uncharacterized. The record is from RefSeq and is a predicted model, not a curated record. Lineage: Eukaryota; Fungi; Basidiomycota; Agaricomycetes; Agaricales; Pleurotaceae. The transcript has 10 exons. Bases 1 to 1452 code for a protein of 483 amino acids.
AUGCAGGCAUUCACGCUCUGGGUAGCCUUUGCCGUUGCCUUUCAGGUCGUCGCGAAGCCUAGUAACGACUGGAGCAAGCCCUGUUUUCUAGGGGAAUGCGCUUAUGACCUUCCAGAGUCCGCUGGUUCAGGCGCAAUCAAGAUUACUGGCUCUCACAAAGUCAUCAAGGACAUAUCACCCGCUGCGGGAUGGAUAAUUCUCUCCUGCGAUCCUCAGUUACUCAGGCAGGAUAUACGUCUCGUAUGUGAAGAUGAUGCGUCAGAGACUUCGCCGUGUCAUCACCUCUUCGAACACGGAGGUCCUACAAAUAAACUCGUCCGUCUUCCAGAAAGCUGCGGUAGGGGACCAUUUGCCCGGAUUGCAGCAGCGGCCGUCUCCAGCGAGCAAUCUAUCCCAGGCCAUCUCACGAGACGCUUCGAACGCCGUGGCCGGGGGCUGCCCAACGUCUACGCCCUGCAGUUGGACACAGACUUCGAGAAGAUAGAUACGUCACGCUGGGGGAACAUCUUCUUCUCUAUGACUGCUGAGGACGGAUCGGGCGUCCAAGCCCGGUCUAUCGAGACAAAUUUGACCAUUACUCAAGGUGGCUCUGAUACCAAGAGCAUUCCGGAAAGGGCAAGGCUUCACCCAAAGACUUUCCAGUUGAUGACCAUGCAGGAUCAGGUCACUCAAUCACAGUCGCGGAUGAUGGUGUCGAAUUCGAAGGCUUGCGGAGGGAAGCAAGCCUCCUUGGGGAUCGAAUUGGGUAAUGGACUCAACGGAACGAUAUACACCGGUUUCGCUGCCAAUGGAACUCUGGCUCCCCCUAAGAUCACUAACUUCGCGUCGUUUAUCGGCAAGUCAACUCGCUACACGUCGCAUCGGUUUUCUGGGAGCGCCAGCGCCCACUUCAACAUCCUUGCUUCCUUAGUGAGCACUGUGUCGAAGGAUGUGGAGUUAUGGCACCAAACUAUGAAACCAAUCAGUGUACCUGGAAUCUUGGAACUCGAGUCAUCGUUCGACGUCACAGCGCAUAUGCAGGCAGUGAUUGGUCUCCCCGUUAGUGUGAACCUUACCAUGGAUUUCGUGCUCGAUGACGUGCAGGUAUGGUAUCCGCCAAGGGCGGCGGAGAGUUCGACGAAGGCGAACCUCACUCGAACCUCCACCAAUAUCAGCAUCCUUAAUGGAACAAACGGGCGCGCGGUUAUUAAUAGCCAUAUUCAGCCGAAGAUUCAUCUUCAUGUUGAGGCCUUUUCUGGGAAGUCCGACGUCAAUGUGGAGCUGGGGAUGGACAUGUAUACAAAAAUCGACGUCGGCGCAGAGAGCAGCCCUUUUACCUCCGCGAUCGUUCCUGCCUUGGAGCCCGCAAAGACAAGAGGUGUUGAUAGAGUAACAAGCGGAUGGGCAGGCGUAAAGGGAGGCAUUGUGCUUAGCUCAGCCUCCAAGGGAGCGUUGGAGGCUCGAGCGACAUGA